Rhodamnia argentea is the source of this 1243-nucleotide messenger RNA. RefSeq names its product protein RER1A-like. Bases 157 to 774 code for a protein of 205 amino acids. Gene Ontology annotation, cellular component: Golgi membrane. Lineage: Eukaryota; Viridiplantae; Streptophyta; Magnoliopsida; Myrtales; Myrtaceae. The transcript is spliced from 3 exons. Gene Ontology annotation, biological process: protein retention in ER lumen; retrograde vesicle-mediated transport, Golgi to endoplasmic reticulum. The record is from RefSeq and is a predicted model, not a curated record.
GAAUCUGCGAUGCACAGACGCCAGACCCCGACAUAAAAGAAAGAGAGAUCCUCGAAACGCUCAAAACCUUUACACCGCUCCCAUCAAAAGCACGCACGAGAAAAACAAGGGACCGUCAAUCACGUUGACCCACUAGGGGACAAAAAAAUUACAACCAUGAUGGAUCCGGGGACCUCCACCUCCGCCGACGGACUCUCCUCCAACCCCGCCUCCUCCGCCCCGUCGCGGUGGACGAGCACCGUCCUGCAGCGGUACCAGCACCUGCUGGACAAGUCGGUGCCGCACGUGUCGCGGCGAUGGAUCGCGACGCUGGCGGUGGCGUGCGUGUACCUCGUCCGGGUCUACUUCGUGGAGGGCUUCUACAUCGUGACGUACGCGCUGGGCAUCUACAUGCUGAACCUGCUCAUCGGCUUCCUCUCCCCUCAGGUCGACCCGGAGCUCCAGGAACUCGCUGACGGCGGCGGCCCAUCCCUCCCCACCCGCGGCUCCGACGAGUUCAGGCCCUUCGUCCGCCGCCUCCCCGAGUUCAAGUGUUGGUUGCAAAUCACAUGGGCAUUUGUGAUUGCUUUCAUGAUGACAUUCUUCAGCGUGUUUGACGUACCUGUCUUCUGGCCAGUACUCCUUUUCUACUGGGUCAUGUUGUUUACGCUUACAAUGAGGAGGCAGAUAAUGCUCAUGGUCAAAUACAAAUAUGUUCCAUUUUCUUUCGGCAAACGGCGCUACGAUAAAAAGAGAGCAUCCUCAACUGAUAGUGCGAGCCUUCAGAGUGAUUAAAUAUUUCGAGUAUGAUCUAUCUAUAGGUCUCGAGUAGGCUUCUCUUAUCCCCGGUGUCAUGCCAGAUGGUGGAGCCUUCUAACAGCAAAAGACUGGCUAAAAGACUAUUUUGGCUUGUUGCCUGAUACUCGCACCUUUCUGACAGAGAUCUUAUAGAUAAGCCUCCAUAAACUGUCAUGGAAACUUCUCAAGAGGAGUGAAGUAUUGUACUAUUUCCAUCUUAGCUUUAGUAAGGGGUAGUCCCAAUUUGUUCUUCAGACAUGGCAUUUUUUGUACUGCUGUCAUUUUAAUAUAGCUGAAGUUCUUAGUUCCCUUGUUAUUACCUAAUUUGUGUUUUUCUCUUCGUCUUUUAUUGACUGUCCCUUGCCCAUUUUGGUUGCAUGACCGAUUUACCGAGAGGACGUGCUGUUGUAACAUGGAUUAGCUUUGAUAUCCCCAUGAUAUCUGUAGUCAAACACUAUUUAUCGGA